Closterium sp. NIES-65 is the source of this 2208-nucleotide messenger RNA. NCBI's taxonomy places the organism in Eukaryota, Viridiplantae, Streptophyta, Zygnematophyceae, Desmidiales, Closteriaceae. The record is from the annotation of a GenBank genome assembly.
AUGUCAAGUCGCUCGGGGCGUGCGCUGCAUCUUGCCGUCGGCUGCGCGCCUGUGUGCCACGUGUCAGCACGGCAGUGGUCCCGCCCUCGCCUCCCCCAUCCCGCUGUCUCUCCAUCUCCUCCCUCCCCCAUCCCAUCCGUCUCACCCUCCCCACCUUCUUCUCCCCACCUUCUGCUCCAGGAGCUGCUCAUCGUGCUCCCAGAUUCCCCUCGCACCCCCCACCCCCCUUCCUUUCUAUCCCUCUCGCCGAUCUUAACCCGCUCACCCUCCCCCCAUUUCUCUCCCACCCCCUUCCCGUCCCCUCCCACUCCACCUUCCCCUCCGCCCCCGUCAUUCCCCCUCGCCCAUCCUCUCGUCCGCGUCCUGUGUGCCUUCAACUCCUGCAUCUAUCCCAUUUCUUUCAUCCCUUCCCUCCCUCCCUCCCCUCCGUUCCCUCUCUUCCCUCCAUUCCCUCUCCCUGCGUCCCUUUCGUCCGUGCGUGCAACUGUGCCAUGCCAUCCCAUCUCAGACUGCGAGUUCUCGUUUGACAAAGAGGCGACGACGCUGCAUUGGUACGCGGAUUCAGUUUUUGAGGCGCCUCAAAGCUUGCAUCCCUUCUCUGUGUCCCUUUCGUCCGUGCGUGCAACUCUGCCAUCCCAUCCCAUCCCAGACUGCGAGUUCUCGCUAGACAGAGAAGCAUCGCUGCAUUGGUACGCGGACUUCAACGAAACCCUCUCCUCCUGCGCCAUCGUUGCAGCUGACUCCAUCUCCCUCCUCUCCCACCCCACCCCCAUCCCUCACCUUUCCUCCCCAACGUCUUCCACCCCUACCCCAUCCGCCUCCCCUCCUCCUUCCACUCCUCCUGCUUCUCACUCUCCUCCUCCUUCCACUCCACCUGCUCCCCCUUCUCCCGCUCCUCCUCCUCCUCCGCCUCUCUCGUGCCCCCACCAAGAUACAUCCAUGUCAAACCGCCGACCUUCACGUGUCCCCUCUCUCUCUCGCUCCUCCUCCUCACAAACCCCUCUCUGGGCGCCCCUGUGGGACUGGAUGUCAGCUGCUGGCACGUCUUCUUCACCUAGACAAGGCACCACCACUGCUUCCAGCACAUCCCACCAGCAAGCCACCGCCACGCACACCUCUCCCUCCACUUCUCCAGACUCCACCUCGCCCUCUCAUCCCCCCCAGCACUGCAAUGGGACCUCUCCACUGUCUCCCUGCCACGAGAACGCGCAGGGAGACGCUGUUUCAGCGGGAAGACGGAUGGGGAACAGGCAGCAGCGUGGGGCCGACCGCGGGAAAGGACGGGACAAGGGCAAGGGGAAAGAGAAGGUGGAGCUUAGGAGUGACUCUUCGGUGGAUUCUGGUGAUAGAGGGAACGCAGGGCAGUUGGAGCAGCAGCAGGGCGGGUGCAUUGUGGCCAGACUGGGCUUUUCCCGGGUGGUGGACAUUACAGAUUCCUCCCAGCAGCCUAAUCGGAACGAGCGUCCGGCCGUUGGGAUGCCACCACCUGUCCCACCUCGCUCUCUCGCCUCCAUGACUCGCUUGCUGGCUGCUAGUAGGGGCCCCCCAACGUCCCCCACGUCGUCCUGCUUCCCCACCUCAUCUACCCGGCGUCAACCGUUCCGCCCUCCCCCCAUUCGCCUGACGCCAAACGGCCUUAAGGAGCGCAUUGCAUGGACCAUCAGUGCUGCUGUGGCGGCAUCGGCUCGCCAUGAGCUGCUGAGGCGCAUUGCAAGGCAGCUGCCAGAGCUGAGGCAGGUGGCCAUUGCAGACAUGCAAGGCCAGGGCAGCCUCUCUCUUGGUCCUGAACAGUUGGCCUGCUUACGCAGAGCUGAAGCGGAGAAUGUAUCUGGGGAGCAUUCCAACGCCUAUUCCCCUCGAACCCCGCUUCCGACGCUCAAGAUGCUUCUGUGGCACGCACCUUCACUGUCAGUGGGUGAUAUGGAGCUCACAGGUGCCACCCUAGUCAUCUUGCGGAAUGAAGCAUUGAAGGUCGCGAAAGCUGGUGGUGAGCUGGAAGGGAGCUUGGACUCUGGCACUGCUGACAGCCUACACAGUUCCUCGCAAGAUCAGAUGGGUGGAUUGGAGUGCCGGGGUGAGAUUGCGGAGAGGAGAGAUGCAGAGCAGUGCCUACAAUCGCUUUUGGCAUCGUCCGAUCCACUUCUUCAUGCAAGUUUGGAGCUGUUGCAGCUUUCUCAGACUCAGCGGUUUGAAUUUAGUGCCUUUUAG